Aspergillus sclerotioniger CBS 115572 is the source of this 4888-nucleotide messenger RNA. RefSeq lists its product as uncharacterized. Bases 1 to 4659 code for a protein of 1552 amino acids. Gene Ontology annotation, biological process: long-chain fatty acid biosynthetic process. The transcript is spliced from 3 exons. The record is from RefSeq and is a predicted model, not a curated record. NCBI's taxonomy places the organism in Eukaryota, Fungi, Ascomycota, Eurotiomycetes, Eurotiales, Aspergillaceae. Gene Ontology annotation, molecular function: holo-[acyl-carrier-protein] synthase activity; fatty acid synthase activity; 3-oxoacyl-[acyl-carrier-protein] synthase activity. Gene Ontology annotation, cellular component: fatty acid synthase complex.
AUGAUCAAGAAGACUCUGGCGGCGAAGUACCAGGUACAUGAUGCUGCACUUGCUGUCCAACGAGAGAUCUGGAGUCACAAGAAGAAUGCCCGGGAGAUAUAUUAUGAGGGAGGUGAUGCCGAGGCCGCGCCAGCCCAAACAGGCAAGGAGGCUACCCCUGCACCGCCCACCCCUGCAGCCACACCCAAAGCAGCGGAGCCUGUGGCUGUCCCCCAGCCAACCCCUGCACGGCAGACAGCCUCCAGCAUCGAUGACAAACCGAUAGCAGCCCUUGACAUCAUCGUUGCUCUCAUCGCACACAAACUGAAGAAGUCGUUACAAGACAUUGACUUGAGCCAAACCAUCAAGAAGUUGGUUGGAGGCCGAUCUACCUUGGAGAAUGAGAUUGUUGGAGACCUGGGCGCCGAGUUCGGCGCCAUCCCCGAUGCCCCCGAAGACACCGCCCUAUCCGAGCUGUCCCAGUCCAUCGAAGCCCAAGGCUCAUGGAAGAAGGGCCUGGGCAAGACCACCCAGACGCUGGUCAACCGGAUGGUAUCAGCCAAAAUGCCCGCCGGGUUGGGGUCGGCCGAAUGGGGCUUGCCGGCGGGACGCCAGGACGCGGUGCUGCUCCGCGCCGCUGUCCAGCAGCCCGCCGCCCGGCUUCCCGAUACCGGCGCUGCUCAUGCUUUCCUUGACGAUAUUGUCCAGCUGUAUGCCCGAGAUGCCAAUGUCGAUCUCUCUGCAAGCAGCUCACCCGAUGGCGCUGGUGCAUCAUCAGGUCCGGUCGUCGUCGAUCAGACGGCAGUCAAGGCACUGGCCAAGACACAAGAUGACCGCGCCCAGGCGAUGCUGGAGUUGUACGCCAAGUUGCUGGGGGUGGACCUGCAGGCAGGACACAAAGCCAGCACCAAGGCAGCAGAGGUCAUCGCAGAGCUUCAAGAUGAGCUGCAGCUGUGGAUUUCGGAGCACGGUGAGGUUUACGGCUCGGGCAUCAAACCCAUGCUGGCCGUGGCCAAGGCCCGCAGAUACGAUUCCUUUUGGAACUGGGCUCUCCAGGAUGCAGUCGAUCUCUUCCACCGCAUCUUAGCCGGCAACAUUGCGCUGACUGGCCACGAGAUUGAAACCAUCAUGGGCCGCAUUGCCCGGAAAUCCAACCCCAAGCUCGUGCAGAUGCUCGCCUACCUGGAGACCCAGUGCCUCAAGCUGCGAAACCCGCGAGCGAUCCAUGCUCGCGAUGUCCUUCACCAGCUGCGGGUGGCAUGUGACCCACAAUUACCAGGCAUCCAACCUCUUGCUGCACACCGAUUGAUGAUCGACGCCCCAAAGACCACCAUCGAUCAACAAGGGCGCAUUCAAUAUACCGAGGUCCCUCGCACAGGUAUCGAAUCAGCCCCGCCAGCCACUCUCAAAACCCUGGGAAGGCAGGGAUGGGAAUCCCGGGCGGACUUGACCGCAGCCUUCAUGGCCACUUUGCGUCAAACGGACCAGCAGUGCCUCUCCUUCGAGGACGCAGAGGUGCUUGUCAUCGGUGCGGGACGGGAUUCCAUCGGUACUGAGAUCGUCCGAGGCCUUCUGAGAGGAGGUGCACGGGUUCUAGUGACCACUAGUAGCUACUCGUUGGCGACAACACGACUGUACCAGAAGAUCUACGCCGAAGAGGGCGCUCGCGGGUCCCAGCUCGUCCUCAUGCCCUUUAACCAGGCUAGCCAGCAAGACCUCGAGGCCUUGGUUUCUUACAUCUAUGACUCCGACAAAGGUCUCGGAUGGGAUCUGAGCCAUGUCGUACCUUUCGCAGCCAUCCCAGAAGGUGGCCGUCAGAUCGAGGACAUUGAUUCCAAGUCAGAGUUGGCCCACCGUAUCAUGCUGACCAACACGCUGAGACUGUUGGGAGCCAUCAAGAAGCAGAAGCAGGCGCGGGGAUUCGACAGCCAUCCGGCCCAGGUCAUCCUGCCCUUGUCGCCAAACCAUGGCAUCUUCGGUGGAGACGGCCUGUAUCCCGAGUCCAAGCUUGCGCUCGAGACGCUGUUCAAUCGCUGGAGCUCCGAGUCAUGGGGUGCUUACUUGUCGAUCUGCGGUGCGAUUAUUGGAUGGACGCGUGGCACCGGAUUGAUGAGCGCCAACAAUGGCGUUGCCGAGGACAUCGAAAAGAUGGGAGUACGAACUUUCUCCCAGGUCGAAAUGGCAUACUACAUCUUAGUUCUCAUGUCAUCGCCCAUCGCGACUGAGUGCGAGGUGACCCCAGUCCAAGCAGACCUGAGCGGUGGUAUGGGUCACUUCCCGAACUUCAAAGAAACUGUUGAUUCCAUCCGGCGCAAACAGAAGGAGACCAGCGAGAUUCGCGAGGCCCUGGCAAAGGAAGAGGCCUUUGAGCGCGCCGCCCUUGGGAAGCCAUCGGAAGAGCAAGCCCAGGUGCGAGAGCAAAAGGCCAAGCUGGAGCUCGAGUUUCCUCGUCUGCCCGACUACCAGACCGAAGUCCUGCCCCUGGCUGGUCAGUUGCGUGGCAUGGUCGAUCUCGACCGCGUAGUCGUUGUGACUGGUUUCUCUGAAGUCGGCCCCUAUGGUAACGCCCGGACACGCUGGGAGAUGGAAGCAUACGGAGAGUUCUCACUCGAGGGCUGCAUUGAGAUGGCCUGGAUUAUGGGCUUGAUCAAACAUCACAACGGGCCCCUGAAUGGCAACCCUCAUUACCAUGGUUGGAUUGUGGCAGCGACCAAGGAGCCCAUUCGUGAUGUCGACGUGAAAAAGCGAUUUGAAGAGCACAUCCUGGAACACACUGGUAUUCGUCUGAUCGAGCCAGAAAUCAACGACGGCUACGAUCCAUACAAGAAAAAGUUCCUGCAAGAGGUGGUGCUCGAUGAGGAUAUGCCUCCGCUGAAGACGUCAAAGGAGACCGCGGAGCAACUGCGCCUAGAGCACGGCGAUAAGGUCGAGGUCAUAUCGGAAGGCGAAGAAUGCACCGUCCGCUUGCUCAAGGGAGCCUGCCUGAUGAUCCCCAAGGCACUCCGAUUCGACCGAGCCGUGGCCGGCCAGAUCCCGACCGGCUGGGAUGCCCGUACUUAUGGCCUCACCGAGGAUCUCGCUAAUCAAGUCGACCCAGCCACGCUAUACGCCCUCAUCGGAACGGUGGAGGCACUCCUCAGCGCAGGAAUCAGUGACCCCUUUGAAAUCUACCAGUACCUGCAUAUCUCCGAGAUCGGCAACUGCAUUGGCUCUGGACUUGGCGGUGUCAAGGCGCUCCGAAAGCUGCAUAAAGAUCGUUUUGUCGAGAAACAGGUUCAGAAUGACAUCCUGCAAGAGUCAUUCAUCAACACGACCGCAGCCUGGAUCAAUAUGCUCUUGUUGUCCUCCACCGGCCCCAUCCGCACCCCCGUUGGCGCUUGUGCCACCUCGAUUGAGUCGUUGGAAUCGGGCUUCGAGACCAUUGUCUCCGGAAAGGCCAAGAUGUGCCUGGUCGGUGGCUUCGACGACUUCUCCGAGGACGUGUCUUAUGAGUUCGCAAAGAUGAAGGCCACGGUUAGCAGUGAGGCCGAGUUCGAGAAGGGUCGCGAUCCCAGCGAGAUGUCCCGACCGGCUGCUUCUACUCGUGCGGGAUUUGUCGAGUCGCAAGGCAGCGGUAUCCAAGUGAUCACGUCCGCCCAGUUGGCAUUGGACAUGGGCCUGCCCAUCCAAGGAAUUAUCGCGUGGGUUGGGACCGCCAGCGAUAAGAUCGGACGGUCUGUUCCCGCUCCCGGCAAGGGCCUCCUGACGAACGCGCGAGAAGCACGACACCGAUUGCCUUCUCCCAUGCUGGAUAUCUCUUAUCGACGCCGGAGACUGAACAUGUCCCUCCAACACAUCAAGGAGCGGGUCGACAUGGAAACUGACGUUGCUGAGGCAGAACUCGCAGAUCUCAAGCGCAGCUCUGGUCCUUAUGUGGAAGAGCGGAUCGAGGAAAUCAACGAACGCCUCCGCUACGUACGUCGGGAAGCCCAGGUCCAGGAGAAAGACGUGUUGAACACGUAUGGCAACCACUUCUGGAAGAACGACCCGGAGAUCUCUCCGCUUCGCGGUGCCCUGGCAACAUGGAACUUGACCAUCAACGACCUGGAUGUGGUUUCAUUCCACGGAACGUCAACGGUGCUCAACGAGAAGAAUGAGACCAACAUGAUCAGCCAGCAACUGCGUCACCUUGGUCGGACCAAGGGCAACCCAGCUCUGGGCAUCUUCCAGAAGUAUCUCACUGGGCACUCCAAGGGUGCAGCGGGUGCGUGGAUGCUCAACGGGGGUCUUCAAGUGCUCAACACCGGCUUAGUCCCGGGCAACCGCAACGCGGACAACAUCGACACCGCCCUGGAAAACGACUAUCUCGUGUACCCCAGUCGCAGCAUCCAAACCACGGGACUGAAGGCGUUUUCCGUGACCUCGUUCGGGUUUGGCCAGAAAGGAGCGCAGGCGCUAGGCGUGCAUGCGCGAUACCUCUUUGCGACGCUGGACCAGGCGACCUACGACGCGUACCGAACUCGGGUCGAGGCACGACAGCGGCGGGCGCAGCAGCACUUCCGGUUUGGCGUUGCACAUAAUGCCGUGUUCACGGCCAAGGAGAAUCCGCCGUACCGCAAUGAGCAGGAGUUCCGCAUCCUGCUGGAUCCUGAGGCGCGACUGACGGAGAAUGGACGGGGAGAGCUGCAGUAUGCAGAGUAAUGGUGGUAAUUGUGAUUAUGGAUCGAGCCCUUGUUUGUAAAUACUGAUGAGCUGUUUUGUUCUCCUUUUGUGAUGUGCCGGAGUUUUGCGUGAUGCGAGGAUCUAUACCAUUGUCAUAUUGUCAUUGUGCGUUGCUGUUUGCGCUGUUUGCGCUGUUUGUCUGAUGUGUCUGAUGUGUCCGAUGACGUCAUCUGACCGGUUUCCCCGAUUCUUCCUUGCUAUUGCCAAC